GGGCAAGGGCCAAAUCCGGGGAGCAGUGGAGAGACAUGGCGGACCCCGAGGCCGUGGCAGCCGAGGACCUGGACGCCCUCCUCGACGACCUGGACUACCUCCCGGGCCACUUCCACCUAGAGAUGCAGUUGAACUUCGAACCGCGCUCUCCGGCCUCGCUCCGCGCCCGAGACCUGAAGCUGCAGCGGGAUGGCCUGCGGCAGGAGCUGGAGCUUGCGGCUCCCCGGCAGCGCUCGGCGGUGCGCCACCUUCUGGGCACGUUUGCUUUCUACCUGGAGGAGAUAGAUGAGGCCCGCGAGAGCUUCCUUGAGGUGGCCCGUGAGGACUCGGGCAACCUCAACGCCUGGGCCAAUCUGGCGCACGUGUACGGGCGACUAGGGCAAGAGGAAGAGGAAGAGGCUUGUGCUGGGAGGCUGGCCGCCCUCAUGGGCCUGGCGGCUGACCCCAAGACCGACGGAGACCCCCAGCUCCGAGCCGCGCGCUGCCUGGCAGAACAGGGCUAUGCACAUGGCUUCGACGUGGGCCGCACAAGCCCAGAGGAGCACGCGCGGGUGCUGGAGACCGGCAUCGCUCUCUAUGACAAGGCGCUGAGCUACGGGCAGCAGAUCCCCAUGGAGGAGAAAAGGGGCUGGUACUUCACCAUGGCAACGCUUUUCAUAAGGCUAGAUGGCAUCUUCCUGGAGCUGGGCAGCGAGGAGCAUAAGAGACUGCCCGCAUUCAACCGCACAUUGGCCUUGCUCCGGCAAGUCCUCAAGUCCUCGGACCCCCACCACCGAGCUCUGGCCUGGUGCUACCUCGGAAUGCUGCUGGAGAGGAAGGACACCUUCUCCACUACGCCCAUGGGCAUCCACGACUGUGGGUACUCAGGGACCGACCCCCUGGACUGCUUCGGCAAGGCCAUUGAGAUUGCCAAGGACCAACCCCCAAUCCUGAAUCGCCUGGCCAAAAUCUUCCACUUCCUAGGAAAACAGGAUAUGGCCAUUGGCACCUGCAACAUGGCACUGGAUGUCCUACGGGAUCCAGAGCUCAACUGGCAGGCGUAUUGCACAAGGGCCAAGAUCCAUAUCAGAGCCUAUCUUCAUGACCUGGAGCGGGUCAAGAUGGGGCUCGGAGGCAUGCCUGACAGGAACCACCUCGCCUGCGCCAAAGCGGACCUCGAGGAAGUGGUCAAGGUGUGCCCAGGUCUCAAGACCUACCUGGACAUCGGCCAGGUCUACUACUACAUGGGCGUGGACGCAAUGCAGGAGCUGUUGGCAGUGGAUGAGGCGGCGCUGAACCAGGCGCUGGUCUUCUUGGCCAAGGCCGGCGAGUCAGAGCUGGGCGCCACGCUGCCCGAGCUGCAGCUGCUGCGAGGCAAGUGCCUGCGCAUCAAGGGCGAGGAGGCCAACGCAGCGGCCUGCUUCAAACGCGUGGUGGAGCUGGACGACGCAGGCUCCAGCCACACCGAGGGCUUCGGCUGCCUGCUCGAGGCGCUGCUGGCGCAGUGGAGCCAGGCGCAGCUGAGCGACGGGGAGCUGGGCCGCGAGGUGGACGCGUGGCUGCGCUGCGCCCAGGCCAAGUAUCCGGCGGCGAGCCUGCGCCAGGAGCUGCAGCGUGUGUGGCGCGGCCACACAGACGAGGUGCUGGGGCUGGCCCGGGCCUUGGUGGACCAGGGACGGCUGUCGUUGGUGCGGCUGCUCUUUGAGACGAUGGAACACGAAGGCGAGGGCACGGGGACACCGCGAGGCCGCCGAGCGUUCUCCUUCUGAGGGAUCCUGUCGAGGCCCCGCCCCAUCGAGGGCCCGCCCAUCAGAGCCAAUGAGAUUCUCCUUCAGGAACUGGAAUGGGAACCUUGAGACAGUAGGGCAGUCUGACAUGCCCACGGAGGUGGAGGGGCCUGGUUUAGGAAAUGCCAAUUAAAGGACAGAAUUGGGCAAAUGUGCAGAGAAAAUAAGAGGGCUGCCACUCUCCUAAGAGAAACGUAAGAUAACUGUCUCAA
Molecule: messenger RNA, 1978 nt
Organism: Pteronotus mesoamericanus
Lineage: Eukaryota; Metazoa; Chordata; Mammalia; Chiroptera; Mormoopidae
Gene: TTC22
Product: tetratricopeptide repeat domain 22
Exons: 7
Coding region: 36-1748 (570 amino acids)
Molecular function (GO): protein binding
Source: RefSeq, a predicted model, not a curated record